Salvia splendens (bonfire salvia) is the source of this 1892-nucleotide messenger RNA. RefSeq lists its product as uncharacterized. The coding region runs from base 89 to 1570 and encodes 493 amino acids. The record is from RefSeq and is a predicted model, not a curated record. Gene Ontology annotation, molecular function: protein binding. The transcript has 17 exons. Lineage: Eukaryota; Viridiplantae; Streptophyta; Magnoliopsida; Lamiales; Lamiaceae.
AGCAAAUUUGGGCGGGAAAUGGGAAAAGUAAUUUCUGAGUCACAGCAGUCGGUAGAGAAUAGAGAUCAAACCUUGUGUGCUCAAUUUCAUGGAGAAAUUCUUAGACCCUGCAGCAACUACGCUUUUCGACAAAACCAAGUCGGUGAAACGGUGCCCAUGGAAGAGAAGUCUCGUGGAAUUAAACGGAAGAGCGGAUCCCAAUUAUCGCCAUUAUAUCUCUACUCUUAUAAUUGAUUCGUAUUCUAAGAAAGGAGCAUUUCCUCAUUAUUAUCAUGUCUAUGGGGAGCCUUGCCAGACCCACGUUUGUUGGUUUAUGAACGCCAGAUUGGGAGAUUACUCGAGUUCAAGGUCGACGUGCAAAAAUAAAGACUUCUCCUUACCUGUAACAUCUGAAAAUAUGUUUUUAGUUAAUCUAUAUACUUUAUUUAUUUAUUUAUUCAUUUUCAGGCAAGGUAUUUCAUCAGUUGAAUUUGACUCAAAGGGUGUGUACUUGGCAUCAGUAACAAAAUCAGGUUGCUUAACUGUUCAUGACUUUGACAAUAUUCGUAGUCCAGAUUCGAAAGAAGAUGAAGAUAAGCAGUUGCUGCACAUUUCUACAUCUCAACAAAUUGAUGUUGUUAAGUGGAACCUUGCUAAUCAAGAUGAGAUUGCGUGUACAUCAAUGAGAAGCAGUGAGAUUCAUAUUUUUGAUAUUGGGUACAUCUCAUCUGAACCUGUUGAAGUACUGAGGAAGAGACCCAAUAUCACUGUCCAUGGGUUAAAUGUCCACAAAGGCUUUUCUGACAUUGCCUUUUCAUCUGAUGACAAUUCGAGGUUGCUUGCUUCGGAUACUAGUGGUGUAAUUAAUAUAUGGGAUAGAAGAGUUAGUGAUCGUCCAUGUUUGGAACUCACCACAAAUUCAACUGGCUUGCUUAAUAGCAUCAAAUUGAGCAGGGAUAAUGAGAUUGUUUUUGGAGCUAGCAAGCAGGGAAGUAUAUUUAUCUGGGAUCUACGUGGAGGGAGGUCAUUAUCCACUUUCAAAAACCAUAAAGAGGAAUAUCAUUCUCCUUUGAUAACUGUGAAGUUGGCGCCUGAGUUGGCAAAAAUAUCACCUCUUAAGGCUCAAUCAAGCAUUGUUCCAAAGGAAAUACACUCAAUUGACAUCAAUCCAUCUUGCCCUUACCAACUAGCAUUUCAUCUUGAUGAUGGAUGGUCGGGUGUCCUGGACACCAACAGGCUUCAAGUGACCCACAUUCAUUGCCCUCCACCUCCAUGGCUGGAUGAGCCAAAUGAUUUCGCCAAUCUUUCGUACUUGAGAAAGCCAUGUUGGCUUCCUUUCAACUCGAUCUAUGCAGUUGGAUCACUAUCCAGUGAUGGCCUUUAUCUUCUGGAUUUCUAUCCAGAUUCUACGUCCCCUUGUCACGUGGAUUACAAGGAGGAUAUGCAAAGUGGUGAAAAAGCAAGCAUCCGCCUUAAGCAAAACAGACAUUUACCAUUGUCUGAAAGUGUUACUGCAUGUGCUGCCCAUCCUUUGGAUGGCACCAUUGUUGCUGGAACUAAGCUGUCAUCGUUGCUCGUGAUUUCCCAAUAGAAACGGGAGCUGUAGAUGAACUCUUAAGUUUUAUUACAAGUAGAAAUGUGAAGUACCUCAGUGGUUGCUGGAGUGAUACAAUUUUGAAACUGUAUUAGAAGUUUCAGACAGUGGAUUAGAAGAAAUGCGAGAAGACAUUGAUAUUACAGAAAAUUUAAACUUCUGUUAUUAGAGAUAUCAAAAUAUGAAAACCCAAAAGCAAGUGAAGAGUCAUAUAUAGAAACCGAAGUUCAACUUCAAGUAGUCUCUGGAACAUUACUAACAUUCAGUUAUCAUUUAAGUACUCACUCUAACAUCACAUGUGACCAUUUUCUUUGACACA